AUGCUCUUCAGUGCUAAGAAACCUUGUGUUCUUUCUCCAGAUACUUUCUUAGUAAAGGGUUCUGCUGCUGUGGAGAAGUUGAAGGACCUCUGUAAAGAAGAGAAAGGAAAAACAUAUCCUUCUGAGCUUUUGCAGCUUUAUACACAGGCUGUUCUAGAUAUUACAUAUUUUGAGGAAAACCAGCUUGUAGAUCAAGAUUUUCCAGAAGACUAUUCCUUACAAAAAGUUAAAGAACUUACUUGUAUUCUUUCAGAACCAGAAGACCUAAUGAAAGAAUGUAACAUAAAUGAAGAACCUACUAGCAUCCUUGGCACAGAGUUAUUGGAGUGUCUUUACUGGAGGAAAGGAGCCCUGCUUUACAUGUAUUGUCACACUAUGAAAGAAAGGAGUGAAUGGCUAAAGGAAAAUAUCGGCAUAUUUGAAAAGUGUCUCAGUGAUGGAGUCCAUUACUUGAUGAAGAUGCUUAGCUUUAGAUGCCCUCUCCAGCUAGAUGAAGAUGUCUCAUUUCAGGACAAAGACUCAGCUAGAUUACUCAGUGCAGGUAUAUUUAGUGACACCCACUUACUGGCGAUGAUGUACAGUGGAGAAAUGUGCUACUGGGGACUGAAGCACUGCACAGAGGGCAGGCCGGGAAGCCUCGAGACAGCAGACAUGGCGCAUGGCAGACAGCAGAGCGCAGCGCCGGACUUCCGAGGAGUGGGCACCAAGGCGCUGGAGACCUACGUGGCAGCCUGCGAAGGGCCCCUGAAAGGACAAGGCUGGAAGAGCGCCAGCGCGCGGCAGAUGCAGUUGCGUCUAUUUUACACAGAUACAAAAAAAGCUGCCCUCAGAGUAGAAGAAGUCUGA
This is a messenger RNA of Tinamus guttatus (white-throated tinamou), 846 nucleotides long. Lineage: Eukaryota; Metazoa; Chordata; Aves; Tinamiformes; Tinamidae. The record is from RefSeq and is a predicted model, not a curated record.